AUGUCAUCCCAUACCUCCAAACAUCCUUCUCCUCCUCCUCCUCCUCCUCCCUCUAACUUUGCCCUCCCCUCCCUCCCGCAGGACGACCCCUCCUGCCUCCUUCCGCCUCCCCCUCCCCCUCCCACCCCUGGCUCUCCUGGACACAAGCGUACCUCCUCAGACGCGCUCGAGCACUUGCAGCAUACCACCGCCCGCGCCCUCAAGCUCCUCAGGCCCCAGGAGAUCCCCAGCUCUGACGUCGCCGACACCCUCGACAUCGACAACGCCUUCAUUGCCGACCUUCCCUCCCAAUGGCAGAAGCCCGUCGCGUCCCUCUCCACCCACGACCCCUCCCCGUCCUUGUCCUCCGCCUUCCCUGACCUCGACUCGGACCCUCGCUCCCCCUCCCCUCUUCCGUCGCUCGUCCAGGUCAAGCUCGGCGUCCUCCUCGAGUUCUCCGACAUGAUCGUCGACCGCUCCUCGUUCUCCACAGGGUUCCUCACGUGCAACCGGACAAGCGCUUACGCUGCCUCCGCCAAGGGCCAGCUCUGCCUCGCCGUCCUCGACACCGUCAUGCGCCGCCCUGCCUCCCAGCUCUUCUGCCUCCACGCCGGCCCCGCAGACAACGAAUGCUUCCAGUUCAGCCUUCGCCCUCCAGCCAGCGGCCAGUACCUCAUCAACGCCAUGGCCUGGGAUCUCGACUACAAUGCCCAUCAGCCCCCCGACAUGCUCCAGCUGCAGCGCCAGCUCAUCGCCAUCAUUCGCCUCGCCAGGCCCGGUACCAAGCUCCGAGGUGACGCUGGUCCCCUCAAGACCUUCGAGAACAUGCUCGACGACAUCGGCAUGGAGCCCGCCGACCCCCUCGGCGGCCUCUGCGCGUCUCUCAUGCAGAGCGAGCAGGGAGCCUGGAGCCUCCUCGUCUCCCUCAAGUCCGUCCCGGCCGGGCAGCCGAGCAGCACCAGCCAGCUGACCGCCGCGCCUGUCCCUCAGUGA
This is a messenger RNA of Guillardia theta CCMP2712, 972 nucleotides long. RefSeq lists its product as hypothetical. The record is from RefSeq and is a predicted model, not a curated record. The transcript has a single exon. NCBI's taxonomy places the organism in Eukaryota, Cryptophyceae, Pyrenomonadales, Geminigeraceae. Bases 1 to 972 code for a protein of 323 amino acids.